AUGGCGAAGGAGGAAGAUGAGGAGAAGAAAGCCAAGAAGGGGAAGAAGGGGAAGAAGGCCCCGGAGCCAGAGAAGCCCAAGCGGAGCCUGAAGGGGACAUCUCGGCUAUUCAUGGGCUUUCGUGACCGGACACCCAAGAUCUCCAAAAAGGGCCAGUUCCGGAGUGCAUCAGCUUUUUUCUGGGGCCUCCAUACUGGCCCCCAGAAGACCAAACGCAAAAAGAAGGCCCGCACUGUGCUCAAGUCCACAUCAAAGCUCAUGACUCAGAUGCGUGUGGGCAAGAAAAAGCGGGCCAUGAAGGGCAAGAAGCCAUCCUUCAUGGUGAUCCGCUUCCCAGGCCGCCGAGGCUAUGGGCGCCUCCGGCCACGUGCCCAGUCGCUAAGCAAGGCGUCCACAGCUAUCAACUGGCUUACCAAGAAGUUCCUCCUCAAAAAGGCUGAGGAGUCAGGCAGUGAGCAGGCCACUCUGGACGCCUGGCUCCAGCGCUCAGGCUCCCGAGUGGGCUCCCGCAAGCUGCCCUUCCCGUCUGGCGCCGAGAUCCUGCGGCAUGAAGGCCCUCUGCGGAGGUUCCCCCGCAGCCGCAGUAUCUAUUCCUCGGGAGAUCCCGUGGGCUUCCUGCCCUUUGAGGACGAGGCCCCAUUCCGGCACUCGGGCUCCCGAAAGUCACUCUACGGGCUUGAGGGCUUCCAAGACCUGGGCGAGUACUACGACUACCACCGAGAGGGCGACGACUACUACGACCAGCAGUCACUCUACCACUACGAGGAGCAGGAGCCAUACCUGGCAGACUAUGGCACCUACAGGCCAGCCUGGCCACCCCACGGCGGCCACUACUAUGGGUACCCGCCAGAGGACCCCUACAACUAUUACCACCCUGACUACUACGGGGGCUCCUUCUACCCCGGGUACACCUACGGCUACGGCUAUGAUGACUAUGAGCCGCCAUACGCGCCCCCCUCAGGGUACUCGUCUCCUUACAGCUACUAUGACCCCUACGAGGGCGAGGUAUACCCCUACAGCUACCCCCUGAACCCCUACAUGCCCUAUGACACGCCGUACCCGUCGUAUGACCUCCCGUACGACAUGCCCUACGACGUAUCCUACUUGGAUCCCUACAGAGUUCCCUACCCUGUCCCAUACGCUGAAGGCAUUUAUGGCAGUGGGGAUGAGGCCAUUUACCCUCCCGAUGUACCCUAUCUCUACCCGGAGGAGUCAGCCUUCGGGUACCCCUGGGUGCCGCCACCUAUCCCAUCACCCCACAACCCAUAUGCCCACCCCAUGGAUGACAUCGUGGAGCUGGAGGAGCUAGAGGAGCCAGAGGAGGUCGGUGGGGAGCGUCAGAGCACAUCCUUCCGCCUGCCCAGCUCCGCCUUCUUUGAGCAGCAAGGCAUGGACAAGCCUGCUAGGUCCAAGCUGUCCCUCAUCCGCAAGUUCCGCCUCUUCCCACGGCCCCAGGUGAAGCUAUUCGGGAAAGAGAAGUUGGAGGUGCCCCUUCCACCGUCGCUGGACAUCCCACUGCCCUUGGGGGAUGCAGAUGAGGAGGAGGAAGAGGAGGACGUGCCUCCAGUGCCCUAUGGCCACCCUUUCUGGGGCUUCCUUACGCCGCGCCAGCGCAACCUCCAGCGCGCCCUGUCUGCCUUCCGUGCCCACCGGGGCCUAGGCUUCAGCCCCGGGUUUGGCCGCCCCCAUCCUCGUCCAGCCACCUCGCUGGCACGGUUCCUCAAAAAGACGCUGUCAGAAAAGCAGCCCAUCCCCCGGCUCAGGGGCAGCCAGAAGUCCCGCAGGGGCGGCCCCUUGGUCAGGGAGGCAGCAUACAAACGCUUCGGCUACAAGUUGGCUGGCAUGGACCCCGACCGGCCCAACACGCCUAUCGUGCUGAGGAGGGUCCAGGCGCGGGCUCGCAACAAUAACAACUCUCACCGCCCAGCUCCGCGCCCGCGCCCGCGCGCGCCCUCGCCCGGGGCCCGCGCUCGCGCCCUCACCCACUGGAGUGCGCUGGUCUCCCCGCCCGCGCCCGCGCCCCCGCGCGCACCCAGCCCCGGCCCUCCGCCCACCCCGCCCUUCUCCCCGGUCCUCUCGGGCCUGCCCCGACCCCCCUCGCCCUACGGCUCCCUCCGCCGCCACCCACCGCCCUGGGCCGCCCCAGUUCACGUGCCCCCUGUGCCCCAGGCGAGCUGGUGGGCCUUCGUGGAGCCCCCUCCCGUGAUCCCAGAGAUGCCCCCCGACCUCCUGACCUUUUCCGGACCCCGGCCCUCCUUCAGGGUCUCCCGUCCUCCAGGGGCCGCCCUCGGCUUCCCUGGGGCCUCCCCGCAGGCGUCGCAGAGAAGGGCCUGGUCUCCCCGGCCCUCUCCGCAGCCCUCGCUGAGAAGCCUGCCAGGCCCGGGCUACCGCUCACCCGUGGGGCCCCCGUCCCCUCGGAUGUCCAUCCGAGGCUGCCCCUUCCAGCCACCCUUCCCGCCCCCGCCCUGUCGGCCCCGUUCACUGCGAGAACCCCCGGGUCCCCACCGAGCCUCUGGGCGCCUGGGCCCGCCAGGCCCUACCCGGCCUCCCUCACCGCCCUCUCUGCUAGGCCACAGCCUGCGGCGCCGCUCCCUCAACCUGCCCUCGCACCUCCCUCACACUUGGCGGCGACUCAGCGAGCCUCCCACCAGGGCUGUGAAGCCACGGGUGCGCCCGCCCUUCCACCAGCCCGGCACCGGGUCCUGGCGGGCAGCGGCUCCCCCUGUGGAGCCCCGGGAAAGCCCGAGAGAACCUCAGGACUCAGAAACGCCCUGGACAGUGCCCCAGCUGACCCCCAGCUGGGAAGUGGAUGCACCUCCCACCCAGCGCCCACCCUCCCCCUGGCCAGGGGGUGCAGGCAGCCGCCGAGGCUUUUCCAGGCCACCCCCUGUGCUGGAAAACCCCUUCCUCCAGCAUGUCGGCCCUGUGCCACCUCCCCAGCCUGAAGAUCCACCUGUAGGCUCCACCAGUGUCUUUCUGGGCAGACACCACGACCCUGGGCCUGGACAGCUCACCAAAUCAGCUGGCCCUAGCCCUAAGAAGCCUGAAGAAGAGGCCAUCCCCAGGGACUCUCAGUUACCAGCAGAGCCAGAGUCUCCUAUCCAGACACCCUCCAGGGAUGUCCUUCCAGAGCAGAAGGCUUUAAGACUCAGCCUCUCAUACCCACUCGCUGCAUGUGACCAGACAAGAGCCACGUGGCCACCAUGGCGCCGCUGGGGGACACUGCCCAGAGCCCCAGCCCCCUUGGCACCCAAACGUGCCCUAGGGCCCCUGCCCAAGGAGGGUGAGCACCAGGCAGGCCCUGGGCGUUUUGCUGUGGUCAUGCCUCAGGUGCAGAAGCUGAGCUCCUUUCAGCAAGUUGGGCCUUCCACCCUGCAACCCCUUGCCCCUCCAACCCAGGAGCCUGAGCCCAGUUCUGAGCCGCAAGCCUGGAGUUUACGCUGUUCCCGCCUCUGGCUGCUGGUGAAUGCCCACCGACCAUGGCCAAGAGUACAUACCCACUCCCAGUCCUGCCGCCUGGGCCCCAGAGCUUCCUGCUUGUCCCUCAAGGGCCCCUGGGAAGAGACUGGCCCCAAAAGCUGGCAGAACAAGAUGCACUCCAUCCGCAACCUGCCAGCCGUGCGGUUCCGCGAGCAGUGCAGGGAGGAUGGUGUGGAGGACAUGACACAGCUGGAAGACCUCCAGGAGACUACUGUGCUGUCCAACCUCAAGACCAGAUUUGAACGGAAUCUCAUCUACACGUACAUCGGCAGCAUCCUGGUGUCGGUGAACCCAUACCGUAUGUUCGGAAUCUAUGGGCUGCAGCAGGUGCAGCAGUACAGCGGGCGAGCCCUGGGAGAGAACCCACCGCACCUCUUUGCGAUUGCAAAUCUUGCCUUCACCAAAAUGCUUGAUGCCAAACAGAACCAGUGCAUAAUCAUCAGUGGAGAGAGCGGCUCCGGCAAAACUGAGGCCACAAAGCUGAUUCUGCGCUACCUGGCUGCUAUGAACCAGAAGCGGGAGGUCGUGCAGCAGGUGAGUAUCCUGGAGGCGACACCUCUCUUGGAGUCCUUCGGCAAUGCCAAAACCGUCAGGAAUGACAACUCCAGCCGCUUCGGGAAGUUCAUGGAGAUCUUUCUGGAAGGGGGCGUGAUCUCUGGUGCCAUAACCUCCCAGUACCUGCUCGAGAAAUCCAGAAUUGUGUUUCAGGCCAAAAACGAGAGGAAUUACCACAUCUUCUACGAGUUACUGGCCGGGCUACCUGCCCAGCUCCGACAGGCCUUCAGACUGCAGGAGGCAGAGACAUACUACUACCUGAACCAGGGUGGAAACUGUGAGAUCACAGGGAAGAGUGAUGUGGACGACUUCCGCCGGCUCCUGGCCGCCAUGGAGGUGCUGGGCUUCAGCAGCCAGGACCAGGACAGCAUCUUUCGAAUCCUGGCGUCCAUCCUGCACCUAGGCAACGUCUACUUUGAGAAGUAUGAGACGGACGCACAGGAGGUGGCCUCCGUGGUGAGUGCCCGGGAGAUUCAGGCUGUGGCGGAGCUGCUGCAGAUUUCCCCUGAGGGCCUGCAGAAGGCCAUCACUUUCAAAGUGACUGAGACAAUGCGAGAGAAGAUCUUCACACCCCUGACCGUGGAGAGUGCCGUGGAUGCCAGGGAUGCCAUCGCCAAGGUCUUGUAUGCACUGCUAUUUGGCUGGCUUAUUGCCAGGGUCAACUCACUAGUGUCCCCACAGCAGGACACGCUGUCCAUCGCCAUCCUGGAUAUCUAUGGCUUCGAGGAUCUGAGCUUCAACAGCUUUGAGCAGCUGUGUAUCAACUACGCCAACGAGAACCUUCAGUACCUUUUCAACAAGAUCGUCUUCCAGGAGGAACAGGAGGAGUAUAUCCGUGAGCAGAUCAACUGGCAGGAGAUCACAUUUGCAGACAAUCAGCCUUGCAUCAACCUCAUCUCGUUAAAGCCCUAUGGCAUCCUGCGUAUCCUCGAUGACCAGUGCUGCUUUCCCCAAGCCACAGACCACACAUUCCUGCAGAAGUGCCACUACCACCACGGCACCAACCCACUCUACUCCAAACCCAAGAUGCCGCUGCCAGAGUUCACCAUCAAGCACUAUGCAGGCAAGGUCACCUAUCAGGUGCACAAAUUCCUGGACAAGAACCAUGACCAAGUGCGCCAGGACGUGCUGGACCUGUUUGUGCGCAGCCGGACGCGGGUGGUGGCACACCUCUUCUCCAGCUGUGCCCCUCAAGCUGCCCCUCAGCGCCUCGGCAAGAGCAGCUCUGUCACCCGGCUCCACAAGGCACACACAGUGGCCGCCAAGUUCCAGCAGUCACUCCUGGAUCUGGUGGAAAAGAUGGAGAGGUGUAACCCCUUGUUCGUGCGUUGCUUGAAGCCCAACCACAAGAAGGAGCCAGGUCUGUUUGAGCCAGAUGUGGUGAUGGCACAGUUACGCUAUUCAGGGGUGCUAGAGACUGUGAGGAUUCGCAAGGAAGGCUUCCCCGUGCGACUGCCCUUCCAGGCGUUCAUUGACAGGUACCGCUGUCUAGUGGCCCUCAAGCAUGACCUGCCAGCUAAUGGGGACAUGUGUGUGUCAGUGCUGAGUCGCCUGUGCACAGUUACGCCAAAUAUGUACCGUGUUGGGGUCAGCAAGCUGUUCCUUAAGGAACAUCUCCACCAGCUGCUGGAGAGCAUGCGAGAGCACGUCCUGAACCUAGCAGCCCUCACGCUGCAACGCUGCCUCCGAGGUUUCUUCAUCCAAAGGCGUUUCCGCUCUCUACGCCACAAGAUUAUCCUGCUGCAGAGCAGGGCCCGGGGCUACCUUGCCAGGCAGCGCUAUCAACAGAUGAGGAGGAGUCUGGUAAAGUUCCGGUCCCUGGUACACACGUAUGUGAGCCGCCGACGCUAUUUCAAGCAGAGGGGCCAGAUGGAGGAGGCAUGGCUGCAGGAGCCGGGGGAGCUGAGCAAGCGAGAGGUGGUAGCCGUGGGGCACCUAGAGAUGCCAGCUGAGCUGGCUGGGCUCCUGCAAGCAGUGGCAGGCCUCAGGCUGAAUUGGGUACCCAAGGUAGCCCCUGUGCGGACUCCCCGGCUCAAGGUUGAACCCCGUGUCACACUGCCCCUGGACAUCAACAACUUCCCCAUGGCCAAGUUUGUCCGGUGCCACUUCAAGGAACCUGCCUUUGGGAUGCUGACAGUUCCCCUGAGGGCGCCCCUCACACAGCUGCCAGCUGAGCACCAUGCAGAAGCCGUGAGCAUCUUUAAGCUGAUCCUGCGUUUCAUGGGCGAUCCCCACCUGCAUGGUGCCCGAGAGAAUGUCUUUGGGAACUACAUUGUGCAAAAGGGGCUGGCAGUGCCAGAACUGCGGGACGAGAUCCUGGCCCAGCUGGCCAACCAGGUGUGGCAUAAUCACAACGCCCACAACGCUGAGCGCGGCUGGCUGUUGCUGGCCGCCUGCCUCAGUGGCUUUGCACCUUCCUCACGCUUCAGCAAGUACCUCCUCAAGUUUGUGUCUGAUUAUGGGCAGAAUGGCUUCCAGGCUGUGUGUCAGCAUCGCCUCAUGCAGGCCAUGGGCCGGGCCCAACAGCAGGGCUCAGGGGCUGCCCGCACCUUCCCCCUGACCCAGCUCGAGUGGAUAGCAACCCAUGCGAAGGCGAGCAUGGUGCUGGACGUGGGCUGCUUCAGUGGUGACCAGUUCUCCUGCCCAGUGCACUCCUGGAGCACAGGGGAAGAGGUGGCUGGAGACAUUCUGAGGCACAGGGGGCUGGCAGAUGGCUGGCGGGGCUGGACAGUGGCCAUGAAGAAUGGGGUCCAGUGGGCAGAGCUUGCCGGCCAUGACUAUGUGCUGGACCUGGUGUCGGACUUGGAGCUGCUCAGGGACUUUCCUCGACAGAAGUCUUACUUCAUCGUGGGUGCAGAGGGACCUGUGACUGGCAGGGGAGGCCCCAGAGUGGUAUUUGGGAAUGGCUGGGACUCGGAUGAAGACAUGCCCACUAGGCCCCAGCCCCAGGGGCACAUACCCAAAAUACCUGACUCUGAUGGGUACUGCAGCCACAGUGAGGAUGGAACUGAUGGGGAGACUGAGGCCCAGAGAGGGACAGCAACUCACCAAGACUCUGAUAGCCUUGGCCAGCCUGCCGUGCCCCCCAAGGGCCUGGACUGCUACCUGGACAGCCUCUUCAGCCCUGUGCUAUCCUACGGGGAUGCGGACCUGGAGAAGCCAACAGCCAUUGCCUACCGCAUGAAAGGGGGAGGCCAGCCUGGUGGAGGAGGCAACAGCAGUGCUGAAGACACUUCCAGGAGACCCCCAGAGCCAAAGCCAAAGCCAAUCCCAGGCCUGGAUGCCUCCACAUUGGCCCUGCAGCAAGCCUUCAUCCACAAACAAGCCGUGCUACUGGCCCGGGAAAUGACCCUGCAAGCCAUGGCCCUCCAGCAGCAGCCCCUGAGUUCUGCCCCGAGAUCCUUGCCCCCAGAGAAGCCCUUAGUGCCAGAGGCACGGCCAAAGUCUGUAGGCACCGGUCCUCCUGCCAAGCCUGUGCUUCUGCGUGCUAGUACGAAGCCCUUUACAUCAGCCCCGCUGGCCAAGGCCCCCAGGCCCUCCACCAAGCCUGUGGCUGCUCCUGUUCUAGCUCAGGACUGGGCUUCCGCAGAAACCACUUCACCGUCCCCAGAGCUGGUCCGGUACUCGACACUCAACUCAGAGCACUUCCCACAGCCUACACAGCAGAUCAAGAACAUUGUCAGGCAGUACCAGCAGCCGUUGUCCUGGGGAGACCGGCCCGAGGCUCGCAGGAAGAUGUUCCUGAAGCGACCAGACCCCCACGAGGAGGCCCUGAUGAUCCUGAAGGCACAGAUGGCUCACUUGGCAGCAGUGCCUGGCACACAGGUGUCCAGAGAGGCUGUGGCCCUGGUGAAGCCAGUAACCAGUGCAGCCAGGCUAUCCACAGAGCCCAUUUCAGCACCUUCAAGGUCGCUGGAGCCCCCAGAGAAACCUGUACAGACACGGCUGCACCGCCUUGACAACCCCAACUUCUACGGCUACCAGGAUGCCCCUUGGCACAUCUUCCUGCGAAAAGAGGUAUUUUACCCCAAGGACAGCUAUAGCCACCCUGUGCAGCUAGACCUCCUGUUCCGGCAGAUCCUGCAUGACACCUUCUCCGAGGCCUGCCUGCGCAUCUCUGAGGAGGAGAGGCUCAGGAUGAAGGCCCUGUUUGCCCAGAACCAGCUGGACACCGAGCGACCUCUGGUAACUGAGAGCGUGAAGCGGGCAGUGGUCAGCACUGCACGAGACAACUGGGAGUUCUAUUUUUCCCGCCUCUUCCCUGCCACGGGCAGUGUGGGCACUGGCGUGCAGCUCCUAGCUGUAGCCCACACAGGCAUCAAGCUCCUGCGGAUGGUUAAGGAUGGCCAGCAGGCCUAUGGGCAGCUGCGGGUCCUGCGUGCAUACAGCUUUGCAGAUAUUCUGUUUGUGACCAUGCCCUCCCAGAACAUGCUGGAGUUCAACUUGGUCAAUGAGAAGGUCAUCCUUUUCUCAGCCCGAGCUUACCAGGUCAAGACCCUGGUGGAUGACUUCAUCCUAGAGCUGAAGAAGGACUCCGACUAUGUGGUCGCUGUGAGGAACUUCUUGCCUGAGGACCCGGCGCUGCUGGCCUUCCACAAGGGGGACAUCAUCCACCUACAGCCCAUGGAGCCCCCUCGAGUGGGCUACAGUGCCGGCUGCGUGGUCCGCAAGAAGGUUGUGUGCCUGGAGGAGCUGCGGCCUGGAGGUCCUGACUUCGGCUGGAGGUUUGGGACCAUCCAUGGGCGUGUGGGCCACUUCCCUUCUGAGCUGGUGCAGCCUGCUGCUGCUCCAGACUUCCUCCAGCUGCCAGCUGAGCCAGGCCCUGGCCAGGCUGCUGCUGUAGCUGCUGCUGUGGCCUCUACAGCUGCUGCACGGGAGGUGGGCCGUAGAAGAGAGGGUCCCCCAGUAGGAGCCUGCUCUGAGGACGCUCCAGCAUUCCCCCCAUACACAAUGCUGGAGUUUGCCCAGAAGUAUUUCCGAGACCCUCAGAGGAGACCCCAGGAUGGCCUCAGGCUGAAAUCCAAAGAGGGUCGAGAAUCCAGAACCUUGGAGGACAUGCUUUGUUUCACUAAGAUCCCACUCCAGGAAUCCCUCAUCGAGCUCAGCGACUGCAGCCUCAACAAGAUGGCCACAGACAUGUUCCUAGCUGUGAUGAGGUUCAUGGGGGAUGCCCCACAGAAAGGCCAAAGUGAACUGGACGUGCUUUGCACCCUCCUGAAGCUGUGUGAGGACCACGAGGUCAUGCGUGAUGAGUGUUACUGCCAAAUUGUGAAGCAGAUCACAGACAACACCAGCUCUAAGCAGGACAGCUGCCAGCGAGGCUGGAGGCUGCUGUACAUUGUGACUGCCUACCACAGCUGCUCUGAGGUCCUCCAUCCACACCUCACUCGCUUUCUCCAGGAUGUGAGCCGGACCCCAGGCCUAUCCUUCCAUGGGAUUGCUAAAGCCUGUGAGCAGAACUUGCAGAAAACCUUGUGCUUCGGGGGCCGUCUGGAGCUCCCUAGCAGCAUGGAGCUUCGGGCCAUGUUGGCGGGCCGCAGUUCUAAGAGGCAGCUUUUUCUUCUUCCUGGAGGCCUUGAACGCCAUCUCAAAAUCAAAACAUGCAGUGUGGCCCUGGAUGUGGUGCAGGAGAUCUGUGCUGAGAUGGCUCUGACUCAGCCCGAGGCCUUUGAUGAGUAUGUUAUCUUCGUUGUCACCAACCGAGGCCAGCAUGUGUGCCCGCUUAGCCGCCGUGCCUACAUCCUUGAUGUGGCCUCAGAGAUGGAGCAGGUGGAUGGUGGCUACAUGCUCUGGUUCCGGCGUGUGCUCUGGGAUCAGCCACUCAAGUUUGAGAAUGAGCUGUAUGUUACCAUGCACUACAACCAGGUCCUUCCUGACUACCUGAAGGGCUUCUUCAGCAGUGUGCCGGCCAGCCGGCCCAGCGAGCAGCAGCUACAGCAGGUGUCCAAGCUGGCUGCACUGCAGCACCGCGCCAAGGAUCACUUCUACCUGCCCAGUGUGAGGGAGGUCCAGGAGUACAUCCCAGCCCAGCUGUACCACACGACAGCUGGCUCAACUUGGCUCAACCUGGUCAGUGGGCACCGGCAGCAGACACAAGCACUCAGCCCCCACCAGGCCCGGGCCCAGUUUCUGGGCCUUCUCAGUGCCUUCCCUAUGUUCGGCUCCUCCUUCUUCUUCAUCCAAAGCUGCAGCAACAUCGCUGUACCAGCCCCCUGCAUCCUUGCUGUCAACCACAACGGGCUCAACUUCCUCAGCACCGAGACCCAUGAGCUGAUGGUGAAGUUCCCCCUGAAGGAAAUCCAGUCAACGCGGACCCAACGGCCCACAGCCAACUCUAGCUACCCCUAUGUGGAGAUUGCACUGGGGGACAUGGCAACCCAGCGUACCAUGCAGCUGCAGCUGGAACAGGGUCUAGAGCUGUGCCGAGUGGUGGCUGUGCAUGUGGAGAACCUGCUCAGUGCCCGUGAGAAGCGGCUCACACUGCCCCCCAGUGAGAUCACCCUGCUGUAA
Molecule: messenger RNA, 10545 nt
Organism: Otolemur garnettii (small-eared galago)
Lineage: Eukaryota; Metazoa; Chordata; Mammalia; Primates; Galagidae
Gene: MYO15A
Product: myosin XVA
Exons: 64
Coding region: 1-10545 (3514 amino acids)
Cellular component (GO): myosin complex; cytoskeleton
Molecular function (GO): protein binding; ATP binding; cytoskeletal motor activity
Source: RefSeq, a predicted model, not a curated record